GCCUUUUUACACAUCAGAAGCGAGACCGCGAGAGAAAGCAGCCUGCUGGAUGCGCAGCGGAGAGCCCAGAGCGGCAGAGCAUCUCUCUUAGCUUUUCCCUGUCUUUUUAUUAGUAGAGCCAGAAAAUAAAAGGGCACUGCUGCAUUUAGUUUUUGGUUGCAACUUUAUCUUCCCGUUAGGUGUUCGUCCCCCGGACUGCCUGCUCCUGUACCUCCUGAGUUCACCUGUACCGUCGCUAAGAAGAGCACGCCUAGCUUCACGGGACUUUCUGCAUCAACAGACUACGAGACGGCCAGUUAUUGCUGAGUUGACAAGUCCUUUUCCAAGGCAAGAAGUAUCUGGAAACAGGAUGGAGGGGACCCUCACAUCUCUAGCACACUAGAGCCACCACUGUUCCAACCCCCACCUCCAUACACUGCUCCUGCGUGUUUCAAGAACACUGAUUUGUUUGAAAUGAUUGAAAAGAUGCAGGGUAACAGAAUGGAUGAACAGAGAUGCACUCCCCCCCCUCCCCUUAAAAGGGAAGAAGAUUACAUUCCCUACCCCAGUGUCCAUGAGGUGUUGGGCCGGAAAAGCCCCUUCCCACUGAUCCUGCUGCCUCAGUUUGGGGGGUACUGGAUCGAAGGGACCAACCACCAGCUGGGCAGCAUCCCCGAAAGCGAGCAGCUCCUCUCCCCCACCUCUCGCGCCAAGCUGGAGUGCAACACCAUUGCCAAGAUCUACAGGAAGCACUUUCUGGGCAAGGAGCAUUUUAAUUACUACUCCAUGGACACUGCCCUGGGCCACCUUGUCUUCUCCAUGAAGUAUGACGUGAUCGGGGACCAGGAGCACCUCCGGCUGCUUCUCAGGACUAAGAUGAAAACAUAUCAUGAUGUAAUCCCGAUAUCCUGUCUCACAGAGUUCCCCAAUGUUGUCCAGAUGGCUAAGCUCGUCUGUGAAGAGGUGAAUGUGGACAGAUUUUAUCCUGUACUGUACCCAAAGGCCUCACGUCUCGUCGUCACCUUUGAUGAGCACGUCAUCAGCAAUAACUUCAAGUUCGGAGUCAUCUACCAGAAAUUUGGACAGACCUCGGAGGAAGAACUCUUUGGGAACAACGAGGAGAGCGCUUCCUUUGUGGAAUUCCUAGAGUUCCUGGGACAGAAAAUUGAGCUGCAUGAUUUCAAAGGUUUCCGAGGAGGCCUGGAUGUGACCCACGGACAGACAGGUACUGAGUCAGUCUACUACAACUUCCGCAACAAGGAGAUCAUGUUCCACGUGUCCACCAAGCUCCCGUUCACCGAGGGUGACAUGCAGCAGCUUCAGAGGAAGAGGCACAUAGGAAAUGACAUCGUGGCCAUAGUGUUCCAGGACGAGAGCACGCCAUUCGUGCCAGACAUGAUCGCGUCCAACUUCCUGCACGCUUACAUCGUGGUGCAGGUGGAGAACCCCUGCUCAGACAACACCCUUUACAAGGUGUCUGUGACUGCUCGAGAUGAUGUCCCUUUCUUUGGGCCUGCCCUCCCUGACCCAGCAGUUUUCAAAAAGGGACCUGAGUUCCAUGAGUUCCUUCUGACCAAGCUCAUCAACGCAGAGUAUGCCUGCUACAAAGCAGAGAAGUUUGCAAAACUAGAGGAGCGCACGCGGACUGCCUUGCUGGAGACCCUGUACGAGGAGCUGCACCUCAACAGCCAGUCCAUGAUGGGCAUCGGGAUCGACGAGGACAAGCUGGAGAACGGGGGAGGAGGGGGAGGGGGCUUCUUCGAGUCCUUUAAGCGGGUGAUCCGCAGCAGAAGCCAGUCAAUGGACGCCAUGGGCCUCAGUAACAAGAAGCAAAACACAGUCUCCACUAGUCACAGCGGCAGCUUUACUCACAAUCCUCCAGAGACCCCCAAAACCCCUGGGAUAUCACUGAUAAUCCCAGGGAAGAGUCCGACCAGGAAGAAGUCUGGCCCCUUCAGCUCCAGGCGGAGCAGCGCCAUUGGUAUUGAGAAUAUCCAGGAAGUGCAGGAGAGGAGCAGGGAGUGCUCCCCCAGCACACAGAAGACACCAGACAGUGGGCAUGUCUCCCAGGAUCCCAAGUCUGAGAAUUCAUCCAAUCAGAGCUCACCAGAGGUUCCUACUGCAAAGAACUGUUCUGCCGUGUAUUGCAGGGCUCCAUCCAUCCCUGAAGUGCAGGAUCUGUCUCGCUCCUCGUCCAAUGCCAGCAGCUUUGCCAGUGUGGUGGAGGAGAAUGAGGCCUUGGAGGACUAUGACACUGGCAUGGAGAGUCUGUCGUCGGCGGGGACGCCCCACAAACGCGACUCCUUCACCUACAGCACCUGGCUGGAGGACAGCAUGAGCAGUGCCAGCCUGGCCAGCCGCGGGAGUUCUCCAGCAGCAUCCACCUCCAGGCCUCAGCCUGAGGGGUGUAAGGGAGUCGAGCUGCCCAGGCCAGAGAUCCGCAUUAAGCUGGAGAAGCCGGAGGACCAGAAGUCAUCAUCGCAUUCUCACAAAAAACACGCCCUCCAGGAGAUGAGACGAGCACGGGCCUUUGCCACUACGAAUGACGAAGACGACGAGGACAGCCCCAGCUCGCCACCCGUGUGGUGAAGCCCCCCCCCCGCCCGCUGCUGCUUUGUUCUGUGCCAGCCUCUGGUUCCCGUGGCAACGGCGUGGGAGGCACAGGACCACCACUAUGGAACUGUAGCCCUCAUCCCUCUGACCACAGCACAGCACGCGUUCCCUGCAGCCCGUGCGGGCUCAGAGGAGAGGAGGGGCCCCCCCGCGCGGGAAGGACUCUGACCUGCACUGUGGUCAUGUCGCGUUCGUCCAUUUGCUUCUUGGCUCCUCCCUGUGGUCUCAUGUUUUCUUGAAUGCACCGUUCGUCUGUGGAGUCAGCCCCGUGGAGACUGCUUCUGUCUUGCCGAUAUAAACGCUAACGUUUUGUUGCAUUUUUUAAAAAAUUGAUUUUUAAAAAAAUAAUUAAAAGACAAGGGUGCAGCGGAUCGAGCAUGGAUAGGCACACCUUGUCACACAAAAUUACAUGGAAGGUACAGUUUAAAAAAAAAAGAGAGUUAAAUGAUUGUACAGGUACUCUUUGUGUUUGAAACACCCGAGAGAGCUUAUGUUGAGGGAUGUUAUAAAACACAGAUUCAGUGCUAGGCAUUAAGUGGUCAUCUUCAGCUGCUGACUGGCUUUCAUAAAGCCAGUCAUCAUGGAGUGAAUGGACGAGGCCCUGCUUGUUGAAAGCAAAGCCUGCUGCUACAGAAAAACACGAAAACCAGAGUCUAUGACGAGUGAGCUACAGUACGUGGCAGAUAUCUCAGACUUUUUUUUGUCUUUGAAUGUUAAUGAUUACUAUUCUUUGUCUUUUGUAAUUUAUUGAUAAUACUAAAAUAUAAUUUAUUAUCGUAGAAUAAUAAUUAAUUGUGCUAGUUCAAUUCUUUCGGUGUAAAGCACACUUUCUGACAUCAUUUCCCUUUUAUUACUCUCUGUCUUGGAAUGCACUGUUAAUUACUUUUGAACCAAGUUUGAAAUCUAUGAAGGUGACUCAAAUCCCAGACUUUCAGCAACAGCCACCUUAUUAGAAUCCAGUGUAAAACUGACCAUUGUUUAGGUGAUAAUUUGAUCAUUAGGGUUGAACGUCCUGAAAUUUGUUAGAAUACCCCUCAUAAGUCUUCAUGAUAGUUAAAAUCCAAACACUUUAAUCUUACUACAGGAAGUCUCAAUUAGCCUCCAGUUCUUUCCGAAAAAUAUGGUGACUGGGUCACAACUUGAGCAAAUGUUUUAAUGGGUUGGGCUGAUACAGCUGUCAGUGCACUGAACGUCUGCAGAGAGACUGUUCCCCUGCCGACGAGGGAAGUAUCCCGGUAUCCCCACCUGUGAGAUCAUGCUACUGCGUGCAUGGUGAGACUGUGCUUACUGCUGGUUCAAAAUGACAGACAGCUAAAAUAUACAGCUGUCUGAAGCCUAUUCAAAAUGCCACUUGCAGUAAAAGAAAUACUGAAGCUGGAAAACCAAAGUCAGCAGACACAUACAGACUCUCAAUUUUUUUCCAAGGCAAAAGUCUGAGAAAGAGUGCAGCAGGGAUUCACACACUAAGACAUCUGUACUGACACUGACCCUUGCUUUCUCAAUCUACAGAUUAAUAGCAAAUCACAUCAAAGCAAAGUUAAAACUUUUAAGGCAGCUCUUCUCUACUGAACGUUUGCAAUGAAGUUGCAUUGUGAUUGAAAUUGGUGUAUUAUAGAUUGUAGAUUUUGCACGUAAUUUGAGCCAAAUCUUGAUCCAGUUCUUGUUUUUUUAAGAUCACUGUGAUUCAGAUGAUCAUUGCAGGUUCCCCAGUGUCAGCUAUGCACGACAUGGCUAGCCAGCUUUGGUGAAGGGGCUUUUGUUUUACAUACCAAUUACCUAAGGGAGACGCUGAGAUUUUAUGAGCAUUUUUAAAAACAGGUAGUUGCCAGAUAUCCUUUGUAAAUACAGAAAAGGCUGUUUUAUCUGUUUAAAAAACUGAAACCUUCAUAAACGGACAAAAAAGGCGCCGCAAGGAGUUUGAAUGUCUUAAAAUGAGAUAUGGCAGGGAGCUGGUGUUCCUGCCACUGUACCUCAAGAAGAACUAGCCUGCAGUUCAAGGUACAAAGCUUGUACAUAUUACUGAACAUUUCAGUUUCUUAAAAUUAACAUUCUGCCAACAUGAUUUUAGGAUGAGAAAUGUGUCCCGUAACUAACACAUAUGGCAAACAAAUAAAUAAUAAAAUCUUAAGACAAAGUAUAGCUGUUAAAUACUUUUAAGUUUCAGGCGAACUGCUUGAAAUGAUCUUUACAAGUGUUGCUUGUCAAGGUGUGUUUAGUGGUAAGAACCCACCUUGAUGCCCCCCCACACAAAGAAAAAAAGAUAUUGUUGUAGAAGUAGAUGCUUACUUUUUUUAGGCUGCUUUUCAAAUAUAUUUCACAUCAUUUGUGUUAUAACUGUUUUAGAGGCUUACAAUAAAUGAGAAUCAACUGUGCACUACAUAAAGUGACAUACUGUGAAAUAGAUUAACAAUUGCCUUUUAAAAAGAUAGGAAAGAUCAUUUCUGUUCAAGUUUCUGUUGCAUAUCAGAAUACGUUUGUGUAGCACUGCCACAAUACACAGAUGAAUUGCAGAAUUCCUUGUUCCUGCAAAGGCAGAUUACUUCUGAGCUGCCCUCCAUAGAGUCUGAAUUUUGCCACUCCCCUAGAAUACCGGAUAUCAGGGAAAAUUAUAUUUUUUCACUGAUGUUUUAAAUUGGAGGUUCACAUUAUUGCAUAUUACUCAGAACUCUGUUUUUUUAUUUAAACUAGAUCCUAUGCUUUGUAUUCACAUGCUGCAUUAUUUGAUGUGCACGCGACAUGUGAUUUUAGUGACUUGUGAGCUCACAGUAUUAUUUUGCAGGGCUUACAUUCACUGUAACCUGCACAGGACUUAAAAAGCAUAGUGGAAUCAUCUUUUAAAAGGAAGGAGUUCUGUAAUACCAGAAGUUAUUCCUAAGGUCAAGACAAGAAGAAAAUCUUUAAGGCGGUGUCCUUUGAUGAGGGGUUUUACUUAAUAAAAAUGCCACUGGAAGUUAUAAUUCGGGCUGGGACACAGUGGACAGAACAUAUGUGUAGUGGUCUGUGAAUAACGUUUAAGAGUUUAAAACAACAACAUUCUGAAGUUAUUAAAAAGCAGUCUGACUAGGAAAACUGUCAAUUUUGCGGGUGAAAUAUUUCAGCACUUUGGUCAGAUCCUGAUGAACGCAAUAGAGAGAGAUAUAUAAAGUAUUAGGCCCAACUCUCGUAUCUGAGGGAAUGACAGACGAACCCCCUCCAACACUACUGUGGGGGGGGGAGUUGUCAGGCAAGGUCUGGGUGUGAGACUUAUAUACAUAGGUGAGUGGAAGAUCUAAUCUUCCCCCCUCAAACUUCUGUUAUAAAAUCCUUUGGGGAAAUAAUCAUUUUUUGCCAUUUGUCAGGGAAAGCUUGCAGUUAAAGAAGCACAAGUAAAACUUAUCAAGAACCACCACUGCACAUGCAUAAACAAAUACCACAGCUUUCCAUCAGUUUGUGAGCUCCAGCUAGUUAAGUAGCGUCAAAAGAUUUUAAAGCAAGAAAUUCUGGACACCCAGCCCUCUAAUGUUGAGGCAUUGUCCAUGCACAUUCUUUUCACCUGCCUGCUGUGUCUGUUUUAAUGGGUGUGAUGGUUCUCCAGUGUUUGUGUGUUCUUGGUUUAAUCUGUUCAGCCUUUAAGGUUCAAAGCCAAUAAAGCACAAAUCCAUUUGCAAACAUCAGGACAUUAUAGGUGUUCCAGACAAAAACUAACCACACAACAGGUAAAACACUGAAAUGUGCUCUAUUGAAAAUGAUUGUAUUUGUGUUCCAUUGAAUAUAAAACGCUAAAAGUAAACUUGUAAGAAAGUUGUAUUUGUAAAUAUUGCUUUUUUGUAAAUACAGCCAAGAAGAAAAAAAAAAUAAAGAUAAGUAUGAAAGUAUAAGGUAUAUGCUUAAACUGAAGUUGAACGUUUUUUGUUGUUGUUGUUGUUCCGUUUGGUGUUCCAAACAAGGGAAUCCUUCAGAAUGCUUAAAGCAUCUAUAAUUGAAGGUGUUUUUAACUAUUUGCUUAAUUUUCAUUCGUGUGCCUCCUGGAUGGGCUCCCAUGGAAACUUUUAUUUAUAUUGGAAGACAGGUAAUGUCAAGUUUGUAUGUCAUUUGAAAAGCUUUCAUUUAAACCAGCAGUCUGCAAUCCAAGUCCUAGAGAGGUCCAACAGAUUUAAAAUAAAUUUAAAUUGUCUACGAGCA
Molecule: messenger RNA, 6753 nt
Organism: Lepisosteus oculatus (spotted gar)
Lineage: Eukaryota; Metazoa; Chordata; Actinopteri; Semionotiformes; Lepisosteidae
Product: rap1 GTPase-activating protein 1
Biological process (GO): activation of GTPase activity; regulation of small GTPase mediated signal transduction
Cellular component (GO): cytoplasm
Molecular function (GO): GTPase activator activity
Source: RefSeq, a predicted model, not a curated record